Trachemys scripta elegans is the source of this 1345-nucleotide messenger RNA. RefSeq names its product arginine vasopressin receptor 1B (gene AVPR1B). Gene Ontology annotation, cellular component: membrane. Bases 91 to 1308 code for a protein of 405 amino acids. Gene Ontology annotation, biological process: regulation of systemic arterial blood pressure by vasopressin; positive regulation of vasoconstriction; G protein-coupled receptor signaling pathway. The record is from RefSeq and is a predicted model, not a curated record. NCBI's taxonomy places the organism in Eukaryota, Metazoa, Chordata, Testudines, Emydidae. The transcript has 2 exons. Gene Ontology annotation, molecular function: peptide binding; vasopressin receptor activity.
AGUUUGCUGGUUCCACGGUUGUCUCCAGCCCCAGCAGCUCUCUUCCCCCCUUGCCAGCCGGCCGCCGCCUCCCACCCAGCUCUCCCAGCAAUGGAGCCGGAUUGGGAAAGGAACAGCACUCCCUGCAGCGACCCUGGGGACGUCCUGACCCAGGUGGGGGAUCUCAACUGGACUCUCUUCCACACCCGGGACGAGGAGCUAGCCCGGGCCGAGAUUGGGGUGCUGGCCACCAUCCUGGCAGUUGCCGCCGUGGGCAACCUGGGGGUGCUGCUGGCCAUGUACCGGCUGAGGAAGAAGAUGAGCAGGAUGCACCUCUUCAUCCUGCACUUGGGGCUGACCGACCUGGGGGUGGCGCUUUUCCAGGUGCUGCCCCAGAUGAUCUGGGAGGUGACCUACCGCUUCCUGGGGCCCGACCUGCUCUGCAGGGCCGUCAAGUACCUGCAGGUGCUAAGCAUGUUCGCCUCCACCUACAUGCUCAUCAUGAUGACUCUGGACCGCUACAUGGCCGUGUGCCACCCGCUGCGCACCCUGCAACAGCCAGGCAGGCAGGCCUACCUGAUGAUCGGGGCCACCUGGGUGUUCAGUGGCCUGCUCAGCCUGCCCCAGGUCUUCAUCUUCUCAUUGCAGGAGGUGCACCAGGGCUCCGGGGUGCUGGACUGCUGGGCUGACUUCAGGUACCCCUGGGGAGCCCGGGCGUACAUCACCUGGACCACGUUGUGUGUCUUCGUCCUGCCCGUGGUCAUCCUCACCAUCUGCUACAGCCUCAUCUGCCACGAGAUCUGCAAGAACCUCCGGGGCAAGACGCAGAGCGGAGCAGAGAUGGGAGCGGGGUGCCCCUGCAGCCAGGCCUCCCGGGUGAGCAGCGUGCGCACCAUCUCCAGGGCCAAGAUCCGCACGGUGAAGAUGACCUUUGUCAUCGUGCUGGCCUAUGUCGCCUGCUGGGCACCCUUCUUCAGCGUGCAGAUGUGGUCGGUGUGGGACGAGAACGCCCCCGAUGACGAGUCCACCAACGUGGCAUUCACCAUCACCAUGCUGCUGGCCAGCCUCAGCAGCUGCUGCAACCCCUGGAUUUACAUGUUCUUCAGUGGGCACCUCCUGCACGACAUCCUGUGGUACGUCUCCUGCUGCGGGAGCUUCCGGCCUGGCCUCAAGAGGCAAAACUCCAACGGGAGCCUCUGCAGCAGGAAAACCACCAUCCUGACUCAGAGCCACCAAACCGACACCCCUGGGAUCCAGCUGCAGCAGGGCGACUUGAAAGAUUUCUACCAGUCCUACGAGGACACGGUGACGGAGUCAGGUGUGCUCUAGAACUGCUGCUCGCGCCAGCCGCCAUUGCAGGAUGCAC